UGGCAAAAAUUCUAUGGCUCCUUUUCUCCCUCCCUCUUCUGUGUACUCUGAAGCAAUCAAAAUAAAGAGAGAAAAUCAAAUCAGUUACUCUCUCUAGCUAGCCUUCCUCUUUUUUCUCUUUGUGUGUUAAUCUCUGUAAUUCUGCGCCCUAUAUACAGAAAGUUGGGUCAUCUCAGAUCCCAUAUAUACACAUAAAAAUUAUUAUAUCUUUAAGAGGUCCUGAAAAAUUGAACCCAUUUUACUGUAAUAUUGUUUAAAUUAAAAAGUGAAUAGUUAAAGCACUUUGUUUUGGCACUAAUAUGCAAGAAGAAGGCAUAACCAUCUUGGGUUAUGGUGGUGGCGGCGUCGGCGUCGGCGAGCAGAACCACCAGCUCAAGGCGGAGAUCGCCAGCCAUCCGCUGUACGAGCAGCUGCUCUCCGCCCAUGUAGCGUGUUUAAGGGUGGCGACACCGAUUGAUCAGUUGCCACUUAUUGAUUCUCAACUCUCACAGUCUCAGAAUCUCUUAAGGUCUUAUGCUCAGUAUAAUAUUUCUCAAUCUCUAUCUAUACAUCAAAGGCAAGAACUUGACAAUUUCUUGACACAGUACUUGUUAGUAUUGUGUUCAUUUAAAGAAGAGCUUCAGCAACAUGUCAGAAUCCAUGCUGUUGAGGCUGUCAUGGCAGGCAGGAUGAUAAGAAAGUAACUUUGGGCUUUUGGAGGCUUUGUGUGACCCUAUAACAAGCGGUAGGUAAGGUGGGACCCACCCGAAGGAUUAGUUCAUAUAGUUAGGAGAGAACCAUAAGUGGCGACAAACCAGUAAAAUAGUAAGUUACUAACAACUUAACUAUGAAUGCUCAUUGAAUAAGUAUGUCACAAACAAAUAUAGAAAGAAAAACUUAUAUUGGCGACUUUCAUCGACUUUUAUACUAAAUAGAAGUUUGUCGAGAAUAUGUUUCAUGAUUUUCAGUAUAUUGGAUUUUGCAUCAAUAAAAUUUGUCGUUGAUACUGCAUUUUCAUUUAAAGGAAUUCAUCUACACGUACUUUCAUAUACGAUUGCUUUGAUACGGUUUUAUUCUAGUUCAAUUAGCCUUUAAGUAUUUGGUAUCCAGUUUACGGUGUAUUUUUUGGAAACAUUUUAGAGUUAUAAUCGAUUGUCAUAUAUCGAAGGUGGAUCAUUUUUACGUUGUCACACAUAAAACUAGGGGAAGACCAAAACGUUUGGAUAAGAAUGAACUAAAAGAGUAGCAGAUGUCAUGUCAUAUUUGGUGCCUAAUGUUGGAUAUAUAGGAUAUUAUUGUGAAGAAAUCAUAAUUAUUUUUGUUAUUUAAUAUUGUCGAGUACUGUACAGGAACAACAGUAGGUGAAGGAACCGGUGCAACCAUGUCAGAUGAUGAGGAUGAGCUGCAAAUGGAUUUCUCGUUAGAUCAAUCAGGAACUGAUGGACAUGAUUUGAUCGGUUAUGGACCAUUGAUUCCAACAGAAUCAGAGAGGUCUCUAAUGGAAAGAGUUAGGCAAGAACUCAAAAUUGAACUUAAACAAGGAUUUAAGUCGAAAAUCGAAGAUGUUAGGGAAGAAAUAUUAAGGAAAAGAAGGGCAGGAAAAUUACCAGGUGACACAACCACAGUGCUCAAGGAUUGGUGGCAGCAGCACUCAAAGUGGCCAUAUCCAACUGAAGAUGACAAGGCAAAGCUUGUAGAGCAAACAGGGUUGCAGCUCAAACAAAUAAACAAUUGGUUCAUAAACCAAAGGAAGAGGAAUUGGCACAACAGCAAUUCACAGUCUGCCUCUUCUUUAAAGUCCAAGCGCAAGAGAUAGAGAAAUUCUGCUAUAGUUUGGGUACUAAAAAAAGGUCUGGGAUGCUAUUGCAAUUGCAUCGAUAGAUUGAGGACUAGUAGUGCAAUUUUUCUUCAUGUAAAUGCUCGAUAACUUCGAAUUCAAAGUUUAGUUUACUAACGUUUAGAUAAGUGGUAAUUUGGUCGGAAUGCAUUGUAUGGUCUCGAAUUUUACGUUACUCUACCUUUUGUCUCUGUAUAACAACGUGAAUUAAAUUC
This is a messenger RNA of Olea europaea var. sylvestris, 2031 nucleotides long. Its product is annotated as homeobox protein knotted-1-like 1. The transcript has 4 exons. NCBI's taxonomy places the organism in Eukaryota, Viridiplantae, Streptophyta, Magnoliopsida, Lamiales, Oleaceae. Gene Ontology annotation, biological process: regulation of DNA-templated transcription. Bases 1361 to 1795 code for a protein of 144 amino acids. The record is from RefSeq and is a predicted model, not a curated record. Gene Ontology annotation, molecular function: DNA binding.